Molecule: messenger RNA, 756 nt
Organism: Drosophila ficusphila
Lineage: Eukaryota; Metazoa; Arthropoda; Insecta; Diptera; Drosophilidae
Exons: 1
Source: RefSeq, a predicted model, not a curated record
AUGUAAGAUGCGAGAUUCCAGAUGCUUUGCAAGUUCCUGCUUACGAUGUUGCUGCUGGUAAACAUCCUGCUGAGCACGGCGCACUCCGUUCAGAGGAUCGAUCCCCGUCACAAGCCAAAGCGAGUCUUCUGCAAUGUGAACGUGAAGGCCAGCCAGAUGGCCUCCAAGGCGGCCAAGGAGGCGAAGGACGCCAAGGACGCACUGCCGAAGGCCGCUUCGGCGGCGGGUCAGAGGGCCAAGGUCAUUUUGGCCGAUCGGGCUAUGCAGGCUUCCAAGUCUGCGGAGGUGGUUCUCAGCGGAAAGAGGCAGGUGCUGGCUGAGUUAACCAAGAGUCUGAGCGAGACGAGGCGGGUCAUCGAGGAGAUCAAACGGGCCAUUGCCUCCAGCACCUGCUCCAUGAAGCAGGCCCAGCGAAUACAGGCCCACGUCCAACGAACCGUGGCCAACAUGCAGUGCCUUUUUAAGGAAAUGACGGCAGCACUGGGGAACUUCCAAAGGGUGGCCCAGGGCGCCCAGAGGGAGGCCUUAGAGAAGCGCAGCCUUCUCGAGGCGGCCAAAAGACGACUGGACGAGCUCCACGAGUGCAUGGAGCGGGCUCAGAAGGAUCUGAAUCGGAACCGGGAGAACGCCAAGAAGGCCAACGCCGCCGCCUGUGAGGCGAAGCAGAGGGUAAACACGUUACGCAAGCUGGUCUCCAAGAUUAGGAGCCUGAAGCGAAAAGAUAUCCACAGGUUGCAGCGAUUGCUGCGAAGGUAA